Lingula anatina is the source of this 2902-nucleotide messenger RNA. RefSeq lists its product as uncharacterized. The record is from RefSeq and is a predicted model, not a curated record. Gene Ontology annotation, biological process: regulation of transcription by RNA polymerase II. NCBI's taxonomy places the organism in Eukaryota, Metazoa, Brachiopoda, Lingulata, Lingulida, Lingulidae. Gene Ontology annotation, cellular component: nucleus. Gene Ontology annotation, molecular function: DNA-binding transcription factor activity, RNA polymerase II-specific; RNA polymerase II cis-regulatory region sequence-specific DNA binding.
UUUGCCUGCAUAAUUUCUUUCUUUGGAGUCUGCCCUUGUUUGCCACAUAAGCGACGAAAAGAGGACGGAUAGACUUAUGCGACUCUGCUGUAUAUCAUCAAGAUUUUUUGGCUGGCGAGGCUGCAACAUUUGAUUGCAAAAAAUUAACUUAACCUGGCCUCCACAAGGAAGAUCCAAAGCACAGCGACCGUGAAUUGACACCCAUGAAUAUUUUAACUUAUAACCCAACGGCUAAAUCAAACCAAAGGACUAAAACUGGAGAGAAGCCAUCUGUAUACUAGUGUUCUAAAAAGAAAUUCUCUUCGAGAUACUGCUGUAAUAAACAUGGAAAUACCAAAUUUUAAGAAAACCGUGUUGGAGUUACAAAAUGGCGCAGGUAUACUACAUGUACAUGGACCCCCGGUACACGAAAGAACUCACACUGGAGUGAAACCAUUCAAAUGUCAGUAUUGUGAAAAGAGUUUUAUUGCAAAAAGUAAACGCACAAGACAUGAAAGGACACACACUGGAGAAAAACCUUUCAAAUGCCAGCACUGUGAAAAAAGUUUUGGUGCGAAAGACACAUGUAAACAGCACGAAGGGACCCACACUGGAGUAAAACCAUUUAAAUGUCAGUACUGUGAAAAGAGUUUUGGUACAAAAAGUAUCUGUACAAGACAUGAAUGGGAACACACUGCAGAGACACCUUUCAAAUGCCAGUAUUGUGAAAAGAGGUUUAGUGAGAUAAAUAAAUAUAUGGACCAUGAAAGGACCCACACUGGAGAAAAACCAUUCAAAUGUCAGUAUUGUAUNAAGAGUUUUAUUACAAAAAGUAAACGCACAAGACAUGAAAGGACACACACUGGAGAAAAACCUUUUAAAUGCCAGCACUGUGAAAAGAGUUUUGGCGAGAAAGGCAACUGUAUACAGCAUGAAGGGACCCACUCUAGAGAAAAACCAUUCAAAUGUCAGUAUUGUGAAAAGAGUUUUGAUACAGAAAGUCAAUGUAGGAGACAUGAAUGGGAACACACUGCAGAGAAACUAUUCAAAUGUCAGUAUUGUGAAAAGAAUUUUGAUACAGAAAGUCAAUGUACAAGACAUGAAUGGGAACACACUAUAGAGAAACUAUUCAAAUGUCAGUAUUGUGAAAAAAGUUUUAAAAACAAACCCGGAUGUGUACAACAUGAAAAGACCCACACUGGGGAAAAACCCUUCAAAUGCCAGUAUUGUGAAAAAAGGUUUAUUGAAAAAAAUAAGUGUUUAUUACAUGAAAGGAUCCACACUGGAGAAAAACCAUUCAAAUGUCAGUAUUGUGAAAAGAGGUUUAUUGAGAGACGCCACUGUAUAACACAUGAAAGGACUCACACUGGAGAAAAACCAUUCAAAUGCCAGUAUUGUGAAAGGAAGUUUAUUGGGAGACGCUACUGUAAAAUACAUGAAAGGACUCACACUGGAGAAAGACCAUUCAAAUGCCAGUAUUGUGAAAAGAGUUUUACGAAAAAAAGUACUUGCAUGUCGCAUGAAAGGACCCAUACUAUGGAAGAGCCAUUCAAAUGCCAGUAUUGUGAAAAGAGUUUUAAGGAGAAAACCAACUGUACACAGCAUGAAAGGAUCCACACUGGAGUAAAACCUUUUAAGUGCCAGUAUUGUGAAAAGAGUUUUAAUGUGAAAAGUAACUGUACACGGCACGAAAGAAGCCACACUGGAGAAAAAUCACUCAAAUGCCAAUAUUUUGAAAAGGGCUUUAGUGAGAAUGUUUCUUCUCUUCAGUCCAAGAAGGAAUUUGAAGGUGAGGAUUCAGAGACAGCGACAAGAGAACAAAGGGGUUUUUGUUUUGAAGCCACAAUCAAAAAGGAGUUGAAAGAUGAUGUUGCUCCAGGAGAAGGACCUGUUAUAUACCCUGUUGCAAUGUUUAGAAAUGUUUUUGCAGACGCUGAUGCAUAAUGUCUAGGAAGACAUAAAAUGAUGUCUGAGACAUUUGAGAUGCACUGAUCUAUCUUAUUAGUUUAGGUUCUCAUGCAUUAAGAUAUGGGUAAAAAAUUUAAUGUGAAAAAAAAGUGAUUGGUCACUUGGCUUCUUGUUGAUAGAGAAUUAACUGAAGUAUCAGAUGAGAUUUCUUUCAUUUUCAAGUCAUCUAUUUUUUAAACCUUAAAACUGAUCUAUGUCAUAGUGUAUACAUUAGAAAGUAAGGAAGGACCUUAAUGCACAUUGUUCUUUAAAUCUUGAAUGAAGGAGGUAGAAUAAGGGACAUUUUGCGAGGUUGAAAAAAAUCAUGCUUCACAGUCUUUAAGACUUUAAAGGGAAAACACUUCAUUUAUCUCAGGUUAAUGAUCCAUCAUGUCAGGGUUAGCACUAGGAUUUUUUUUUUUUUUUUUUGCUUUUUUUAGCCAAAACGCAACAAUAAAGGUAAACUUAUAAAAAACGCUGCAAAACUGUCAAAUUUCCUAACAAAUAAAGCAGAAAAUAAAAUUGAACAAAGCAGGUUAUUUUGUCCAUUUUGGUGCAAUAACAGAAAGUUGAUUACAUGAAUAUUAAGAUGAGAGUGGUCAUUAUGACAUAACUACAUUUCCGAGAGAAGGUUUAUUUAUAGAUAUCUGGUACAUGUGGUGCUGGACAUGAACCUCAGCAAUGUAUUAAUAUAUGCUUACUCAAUCAUUGUUAUGAGUAUAUGCAUCCACCUUGUAGUCAAAUCUGACAGUUUAAUAUACGAGUAUGUACUCACAUACAGUUCUAUCAUCUCAACAACCAAUCACGUGAUGGAGUAUGAAUAUGUACCACACUAAAACAUUCUUUUGAUAGAUAAAACUGAAACAGUCUUGAGUGCUUAGAAGAAACACUUACCUGGUAUAAACAGCGUAAUUGUUUCUUCUAUAAAUAUUUUAUUCUAAAUAAUCUGCCUUUACACAUGUUAUUUAUAUAAACU